Molecule: messenger RNA, 447 nt
Organism: Parnassius mnemosyne (clouded apollo)
Lineage: Eukaryota; Metazoa; Arthropoda; Insecta; Lepidoptera; Papilionidae
Source: the annotation of a GenBank genome assembly
AUGCCGAAAAUCUGCGUGGAUUGCAAGCUUGAUAUAAAAAGCGAUAAUUUUUGCAAAUGUGCUUACUGCAAACAAGCAUGUCAUGAGCUUUGUGAUAAUUUAUCACCCAGGAAAUCUUUUAGUGAGCCCGCUCCAGUUUGGGCUUGUCCAAGCUGUAUCAGCAAGAGACCCAAGGGCGACAAUACGAAAACACCUGUAAGGCAUAAUCUUAAGAGCACUCGAUCAUCACCUAAUUGGGUAUUGCAGCGAUCACGAGGCAACAGGUUCGGUACUUCUCCAGUCGCAAGUGAAUAUGAAACCCCUUCUCUCUACCCCACUGUCGAUGAAGUUAGGGACAUCAUACAGUCAGAAUAUAAAAAUAUUUUAAUGAAGGAGUUGACCAUCUUGAUUGAGAAAAAGAUUGCGUCUGAACUUCGAGAAACUGUUUCUGAUAUUGCAUGCUUAUAA